This is a messenger RNA of Encephalitozoon romaleae SJ-2008, 1548 nucleotides long. RefSeq lists its product as hypothetical. The transcript has a single exon. The record is from RefSeq and is a predicted model, not a curated record. Gene Ontology annotation, biological process: transmembrane transport. Bases 1 to 1548 code for a protein of 515 amino acids. Gene Ontology annotation, molecular function: transmembrane transporter activity. NCBI's taxonomy places the organism in Eukaryota, Fungi, Microsporidia, Unikaryonidae.
AUGAAGGAGAGGCACAGAGUAUUACUGCUGUCUGGUUUAAUAUUGUUUUCCUUUUACUUUGUAUACGACAUCCCGUCUGCACUUAGCCAUCAUGUAGGCUUCGACACAGAAUCAGGAAUAGAAUAUAAGAUAACCUUGCUCUACUCUGUGUAUUCGCUUCCAAAUAUAAUUGUUCCAGUAUUCUUUGGAUGGAUUACACACAUAAGAAAGUCUACGCUGGCCAAGCUUCUAUGUACUUUUGUCUUCCUCGGACAUCUGAUCUUCACUGCAGGUGUCUGGAGCCGGAACUUCAAGGUUAUGCUUAUUGGGAGAUUUCUAUUUGGAAUUGGAGGCGAAAGCUUUGCUGUUAUUCAGAACAGGUUAAUAUCCUAUGAAUUCAAGGGAAAGGAGCUGGGGUUCGCCAUGGGGAUUUUUUCUUGCAUUGCCAGGCUAGGUACAGUGGCAAACUUCCUCUUCACACCAUUUCUUGCAGAUACGAUCGGUAGAAUGUUUCCAUGUGUAAUUGGGAUAUUUUUGACACUCCUGGGACUCUGGUUAUGUUUCAAGAUAAACAGCUCUGAAAGAUCACAUAAGAUACUGAAGCAAAAGCUCAUUGAACUGCAGAAGGAAGGGUUUGGAGACGAGAUACAAGAUGGGAAAAUGCACCUUGAGGAAGGCUUCCUUAACGAUCCAGGACUGACAGCCUUUUCAGAGACCAUCGAUUCCACAUCCGAAAGCAUGCCCAAUGUCCUAAGUAUUCCAGAAAGUCCGUUCUUCCAUGAUUACAGUGAAUCCAAGCCUAGAGAGCUUCCUCAAGCAGAUCCGAUUCUCUUCGACAACCCCUUUUCCCCCUGGAAAUGCGAUGACAGAGAAGGUAUAACGAUAAAGAGCAGGCUUGAAAAGGCAAAGCCUAAGGUACUCUUUGAAGAAUCGGGAAUGCUAUUUUAUGAGCCGCGACUUGAGGGGAAGAACACUCACCAUUCUGCAUUCUAUAUACUUGUCGGAAUGUCCUUUUUAUUUGCCUUGAUAUGGUCUCCAUUUUAUACAGUAGCCCCAAUACUAUUUCAAAAGAGAUACGGGUUGUCGGCCAUAUCAUCAGGGAAUAUCCUAGCAACUAUUGAGGGCACAUCCCUAGUAUUGAUUACAUUUACAAGUGCAAUUGCCGAUGCAUAUGGAUUCAAGCUGUGGAUGAUCAUGAGCGGGUGUAUUCUCUUUCUUCUGGGCCACUCCGGGAUAUUUUUCAACUUUUUGUCUCCUUAUGCAUCUGCCACUCUUCUAGGAUUCUCGGGCCCACUUAUAGCCUGCUAUUGGCCAUGCAUCCCCUCUUUGGUGUCUGAAGAAUCCUUGGGAACAGGCUUUGCUACUAUAUAUUGCAUCUUGAACUUAGCAUUUACAUUCUCUCCUAUUGUUGUUGCAUUUCUUGCAACUGGGGAUGAUACUUAUGACAAUGUCGAGGCUUACAUACUAGUUAUAGGAAUGCUGGCCCUUAUUCUGGUUGGAUUCCUCUUCUACCUGAACAAAAAACAGUCCUUAGGAUUGAAUAGAAAGACUUUAGUGGAGACAGAUUAG